Messenger RNA from Lytechinus pictus (painted urchin), 4024 nucleotides. Its product is annotated as homeobox protein Hmx-like. The record is from RefSeq and is a predicted model, not a curated record. Gene Ontology annotation, molecular function: RNA polymerase II cis-regulatory region sequence-specific DNA binding; DNA-binding transcription factor activity, RNA polymerase II-specific. Gene Ontology annotation, cellular component: nucleus. Gene Ontology annotation, biological process: cell differentiation; regulation of transcription by RNA polymerase II. Bases 592 to 1848 code for a protein of 418 amino acids. The transcript is spliced from 2 exons. NCBI's taxonomy places the organism in Eukaryota, Metazoa, Echinodermata, Echinoidea, Temnopleuroida, Toxopneustidae.
GCCUGUCAGUUUAAGUUGUGAUUAUCCCAACAAGAAUAAUGGAUAUUGUCGAAUAAGCCCACCCCUACACGUACUCGUGCGUGCUCGUAUGGUUGAAGAGCCGGGGAGAUUGGAAGACAGUUAAAGUGGAUGUGGUAUUGGUAGCGAACUUGAAAGAUGAGAGGAGGAGGGUUGGAGUAGAUCCCAAGAAAGAGGAAUAGAGCGAUAAGGGAAGAUUAAUGCCAUGAUUGACGGGGGCCUAAGGAAGACCACCAUCAUCAUCAGAACUCCUCUUCGCUGAACCAAGGGGUCAACAGAUUUCUACUCUCGGCUAUAAUGGUCAACACAUUCCUUCUCUUUGGUCAGUUAAAACAGAGGAGGGAGACAGACAGGUACCUCUGAAAGAAACAGCGCCCAACAAAAUUGUGGAGUUUUGGACGUAUUAGUCGUUUAUCGAUAAGAUUGGUGGAUAUAUAUAUAUAUAUCAAAAUCUUAAGUCUCUCGUCACUCGGCGACUCAUUUCUACUGCUCUGAUUUUCGUCAUCCUGCACUUGGUUAAUAUUUGUUCCUUCAAAAUUUGGAUCUAAUCGCACCGCAUCAUUUCCAACCAUCAUGGACGAGACUCAAUUAUUCAAAGACACGAAAGCAGAUAAAAUUGAGCGAGGUGUCUUGAGCGAACGUUUUGAGGACGAAAUGGAAGACAGUGACCAGAAUAACAAAGUCACAUCUUUUUCUAUUUUGGAUAUCUUGGGAAAAUCAAGAGAAAACAGUAAAACGUGCAAGAUCCCUGUUGCCUCAUCAUCGCCAAGAUCAACGUCGUCGGAAUCACCAUCGACACCAUCGAACUUAUUAACUGUAGCAUAUCCUUUUCAUCCUAAGCAUCGUCAUCAUGUUCAUCACAAAGGGGAAUAUCUUCGUCAUCCGAUGUCACACGAUCACAUGAUGCGACAUCACCACCACCACCACCAUCAUCAUCAUCAUCCUCGUCAACAUCCGUAUCAUCCAUCGUCGCACAUAAAAGACUCCACAAAAGACAAACCAUCUGACAAUUUACAUGCAGGUGAUUCCGUGCUCACUGAGAAACAAAGGCUUGCCUUGCGUCUUCAAUCACCACCCCAUCCUCCGAGCCAUCUGCGUCGGCAGCUCGAAUCAUUCGACCACCAUAUCGACGAGGAGACUGAUCACGAAGACCACAUUGAUCCGGUCGAUGAACUUUUUACCAUCAAGCGAGAAUCAUUUCAUGAUGGAAGGACAAUUUCCUCCUUGAAAGUGGAUGUUGACUCUCAAAGUAUCCAUGGUAAUGGCGUCGAUGAGGAGGAUGACGAGGAGAUGACGAGAAGUCGACAAUCUCCUUCUCAUUGUUCGUCACCAAUCUCUUCAGGAAUCGACCACGAUUCAAGGUAUGACGAUGACGUCCAGUCGUCAUCGUCGAAGACCAGAAAGAAGCGAUCACGAGCAGCGUUCUCCCACGCUCAGGUUUUCGAGCUCGAGCGGAGGUUCAGCCACCAGCGCUACCUGUCUGGCCCCGAGCGAGCCGACCUCGCUGCCGCUCUCAAACUCACAGAACAGCAGGUCAAGAUCUGGUUUCAGAACCGACGCUACAAGACCAAGAGAAAACAGAUGGCAGCCGAGAUGAUGUCGCCGUUGCCUGCCAAGAAAGUCGCUGUCAAGGUCCUCUUUAAGGACUCCCAUCAUCUACCGAUUCCUCAUCAUCCUCAUCAUCCCGUGGGUUUUGCACCAGCCGGCAUCGAACAUCUCUUACCGGCAUCCAUUGCGCAUCUCUACCCGCAACUCGCCGCCUACCAUCCAUCCGCCAACCCGUUAUAUCACUACUCAAGUGCUUUGCACGGUGUUCUCUAUGGACACUGAGAAAUAAAAAAUGUAUAAACUUUUAAUUAUCUUUUCUUUUCUUCGAAGGCGUGAGACCUUCUAGCUUUGAGAAUCUUGGAAUGAAUGAAAUAUUGGCAUAAGGGCUUUUGACUUUACACCUUUCAGACUCUCAGACUCAGUCUUAUUAUUUUCAUAUUCCAAGCCAAAAGGGGUACUUGAAACCUUCUUAUAUAGGGACUGAAAACGUUCAAAUAUAAUGGAUUAUAUCAUGAACAACCUUCUAAUGAACAAUGAUUGGGUACUAUGAUAAGCAAUAUGAUAUUGAUGAUAAUAAUUAUCAUUUUGUGUUUCAAAUUAAUAUUCAUAAAUUUAGAUUUUCAGGCAUAAUUAAAAAAAAAAAUUUGGAGGGAUAAUUUCAAAAUCAUUUCAAUUUAUUUAAUUAAGUCAUCGGUUUGGGGUCAAUUAUUGUGGAAGAGAACUCUUUCGGAUUGUUAUGAACAGGUAAGAUUAAUGUUGCAUUUUAUCCGAAAAUUAAGACUUUUAAUAUUUUUUUUUCUUAUUCUGAAUUAAUCUAUUCAGUGCAGUGGCGUAUGAGAGAAAAUUAUUGAAGUUAUGCUAGACGUUUUUAUUGCACUUAGUAUUCAAAUAUACUUUGUUUUUCAGUGUCUGAUGUUUCAAAUUAUAAGAUGAAAUUAGAAAGUGAAAAACAAAUACUGGAAUUAAUUAUAUGAAUUGGGAUUGUGAAAAUAUCAUGACCAGUUUGUUAUUCCGGAAUAUUUGAAAAUAUUUCCUUGGGGAAGAUUAUCGAAUUAUUUCUUCUCAUCUAAUACAAGAUAUCCCAGCACGCGAUCGUCUUUAUGCGAUUAAAAUGCAUGACAAGAAUUUCAUCUGAGUAAACAUUAUCUAGAAAAGUGAAACCACCUUUUCGAUAUGAACAACAAUUUGACAUAUAUCCGUCAAAUUGUUUAUAAAAACUACAAUUUGUUAAAUUCCUCUUUUAAUUUCUUUGUUUAUGUUUUACAAACGUUCAAUCUACUUCUUUUUAUCCGCAUUCCCAACACGAGUCUUUUCAACGCAAAACUUUCUUUUCCAACUCAACCAAGUUGGAACAAUGUUUGAGAACUGACGCACUUAGGGGUUAAAGACGCUACUUGCGGAUUGUUUAUUUCCAUGAAAAUAUCACCAUAAAUCAUAAAUAAAUUUUCUCUUGAAUAUUUGGGGUAAGAGUAUAUAAAAAAAUCAGUCUGUAUAAACGAGUUUUGACGUUAGGUACUGUGCUUUGAUAGGCAACCAUUUGGUUCAACCUCAUAAAUCAUGUUUUACAUGUCUUUGCUUUGUUGUCGGUGGCUGUAUGAAAAUAAAGUUUGAAAAGUUUGGCUUUUAUAUUUGACUGGUUGUAUGGUAUGCUAUACAAAUGAUAUUACAAUUCAGAUUUCAGCAUUCAUGUUUGCGUUAUAUAAAUACAUUAAAUAGAUCGUUGUACCCUUUUCUAAACGAAGCAGCCCAUUUUCUUUCUUUUUUUCAAAGAAAGGAAAUAUGUUAAAUAAACUAAACAAAUCGUGCCUUCGUAUCGACACGAUCAAGCAUGUCGCUUUUGAAAAGAAGCAUCGUUUAAUUUCUUGUAAUAAAAAUAACUGUAGUCAUGCAAAUAUAGUUUUAGUCUUUUCGUCAUCAUCAAAUAUUAGACCGUUGAUAUUGAAUAAAGAAUGUAUUCUGUUAAAAGUAUAUAAAAUAGUAUUAAUUGAACAUAAUAUCAGUUUUGUGUUUACGAUUUUAUACUGAUUAUAUAAAUGAUAGGCUUACACUAAUUGAUUUCGAGAAUUUGAGAUAAAAUAAAUGUAACAAAAAAUAUAUUUUGUAGAAUAAAGAUUGAAAAACAAUUUAAAGCAAAUGUCUGUAUCAGAAAUACAAACUUCAUGUGAUUAUCAAGGGAAGAAGAUAUAUAUUUUCUUUUUGCACUUGCAGUGUCUCAUCGUGUGACGUCAUUUUUUGUGUAUAUUGAGCGGCUUAUAAUUAUAUAUUGUAUAUACCGUCUGUGAUUUGAUUGGUUAGGAGUUAUCAUUAUUAUACACAGAGUCGAAACAGGUUUUGUAGUUUUUAAGAAAAAUUGUUUUAUAGAUUUAUACCUUAAAUCUGAUUUUACAGAUCCGUUGUUUUAUCCUUAAAAAAUUCUGUAUAUACUUUUCAUGCGGAAAAUAAAUUGUUUAGUGCCAGA